This is a messenger RNA of Exophiala viscosa, 1219 nucleotides long. RefSeq names its product deoxyhypusine hydroxylase. Gene Ontology annotation, biological process: peptidyl-hypusine biosynthetic process. Lineage: Eukaryota; Fungi; Ascomycota; Eurotiomycetes; Chaetothyriales; Herpotrichiellaceae. The transcript has a single exon. Gene Ontology annotation, molecular function: deoxyhypusine monooxygenase activity. The coding region runs from base 184 to 1185 and encodes 333 amino acids. The record is from RefSeq and is a predicted model, not a curated record.
UGCAGGCUGCAAUCGGCGCUAAGAUAAGGAUGAAAGACGAUCAAAGUUUUACCCCGCGAGAAAUUUUUGGAGAUCGCCUUCGCUUCGCCUGCGGCGGCUUCUCGAGAAGACACCCAGGCUCACUCCUAGGGAUUUAUACGACGGAGAGAAACACAAGUCGUCAACGUCAAUCAAAUCCUCAUCAUGGCGCCAGAGGCUACCGGUAUCUCGUCUCAAGGUGUUGACCCAACAACGCUCGUCCUGCGGAAAGACUUGACUUCCGAAAAUGUCCCUCUCGCACGUCGAUUUCGAGCACUCUUCUCCCUCAAACAUCUCGCUUCACAGUCUCCCGGACCACAAGCGACAGCCGCCAUCGAGGCCAUUGCAGCAGGAUUCAAGUCUCCAUCGGCACUCUUGAAACAUGAGUUGGCAUAUUGUCUGGGACAAACGAACAAUCUCGAGGCGGUCCCAUUCCUACGAGCCGUGCUGGAGAACAGGUCCGAAGACGCAAUGUGUAGACACGAAGCGGCCGAAGCACUAGGAGCCUUGAACGAUCUAUCGAGUCUAGAGAUCAUGAAACGUAUGAAGGACGAUGAAGAGGAGCCUGUCGUCGUGCGGGAAACGUGUGAUAUCGCCGUUGAUCGCAUUCAAUGGGCACACUCUGAAGACAGAAAAGCAGAAACACUAAAGCCCAGUGACUUUGCAUCUGUCGAUCCAGCUCCACCUAUGCCUUCGACAUUACAGACAUCAUCAAUUGCUACUCUCCAAAAGACGCUUCUCGACACCUCUCUGCCACUGUUCCAACGCUAUCGAGCUAUGUUCGCUCUGCGAGAUCUUGCAUCACCACCCGAUCUCCCGACAGCCGAAGAAGCAGUCCAUGCCCUUGCCUCUGGCUUGUCCGACCCAUCCGCUCUGUUUCGACAUGAAGUCGCGUUCGUCUUUGGCCAGCUGUCACACCCGGCCUCAAUACCGGCUCUGGUGUCCGUCUUGGAGAAUGGCAAGGAGGAAAGCAUGGUCCGUCAUGAGGCGGCGGAAGCCCUGGGUAGUCUUGGAGAAGAGCCAGGCGUUGAGGAUACGUUGAAGAAGUUCCUCAACGACCCCGAGCAGGUUGUUCGUGAGAGCGUCAUCGUCGCACUUGACAUGGCGGAGUAUGAGAAGAAUGGUGACAUGGAAUACGCCAGUAUCCCGGCACCGGUUGCUGCUUGAAAUGGGAGUCUUCUAUAUAGCGUGCAUUCCAAGC